AUGGUUCUUCGUCAGGACUUUGUAUUUUACUACAGUGAGACGCAGGACACUCCCGAGGGCGCGGUGCCAAACGAGGAGCGCGCUUAUAGACUCUUCUGUUUGUUACUAUUUCAGACUCUAUCCUCACACCAAACGGCAAAACUGUUAUCACCAGAAGUGCCAAACCAAAACGGUUCGGUGUAUAGCUCUUUGGUUAUGGAUUCGUUUGUCUACAACAAAUUAAUGGAAUGGGGUCUGGCUGACUGGAUCCAUUUAUUUCAAGUAGCAAAAGUUGACAUGCGGAGGCUGUACUGUCUUGAAGAAUAUGAAAUCGAUCACUUGAUUUAUAAGAUUGGUCCAAGAGCCAAGUUCAAAAAAUAUCUCAAGGGAUUAAAGAGUCAACAAACAUCUGGUCAUGAAAAUCAAACUGAAUCAAAAUUUGAGGAGCUGUCAUGUGUUGAGGUUUUUUCAAGCACCUGCUGUAGUGCCAAAGAUGAUUGUGAUAGAGAAGAAGGGAUUCUAGAGACUGUUAAAGAAAUCAUGGCACAUGUUGAGGAAAAACUGAAUAAAGACAACACAGAACUUGGUAAUUUUCUGAGGAAUGAAAUAAAAAGUUUGACGGAAGAAAAGAGAGAACUGGUUGGGGUCUUUGGCCAAACUGGGGCUGGAAAGAGCACUUUGAUCAAUGCAGUCAUCGGAGAGAAAGAUCUUUUGCCCACUGGAAGUCUCACUGCCUGUACCACAGUCAUGAUCAAAGUGGAGACUACUCAGAGCAGACAGUAUGAAGCAGAGAUUGAUUUCAUCACAGUAAUGGAGUGGGAAGAUGAGUUGUGGUCUACAAAAAACCUUUUUAGCGAGACACAAAGUUAUGAAAAUGAGGAUAAUGGUGAAUAUAUUGACCUUACGGAAAAGUUAGAAGCAUUUUAUGGAGAUAUCUGGAAAAACAAAUCAGUCGAAAACUUGAUGGCCCCAAAGUACUUCAGAGAAAUACCAGAAUUUCUCCGCUCUGUGAAGAAGACAUUUCCUUGUGAAACAGUCAAGGAACUGAUAGAGAAAAUAGCUAGAUACACCAGAAGUGACAUUAUUGACUUAAAUAAGAAGUUGUUCUGGCCCGUGGUGAAGUGUGUGACUGUGAGAGUGCCAAACAAUGCCCUUCUUAAACAUGUCACUUUAGUGGAUCUUCCUGGAAAUGGAGACCGGAAUAAGAGCAGAGAUCAGAUGUGGAGAGAGAUUAUAGACAGUUGCUCAACAGUGUGGAUUGUGACAAAUAUGAAUCGUGCAGCAGCUGACAGAGAUGCUUGGGAGAUCCUGACAAGUGCAUAUGGUCUCAUUGAAAAUGGUGGCAUUUGCCAGAAUAUUCACUUUAUCUGCACCAAAACUGACAUAGAUGUUGAUGAAGUGCCUGAUGUUCAUCGUUACAUACUUGAAAAAAAUGUGUCCGCCAAACUCCUAGUGAAGGAAGAAAUUAAGAAACUUGCAACUUUGAAGAAACAUUUGAAUGUGGACUGCCUUGAAGUAUUCACAGUGAGUUCGAAGGAAUUUUUAAAGCCAAAAUACUUAGAACCAAAUGAAACAGAAAUACCCAAACUCAGAGAGUUUCUUCAUUGUCUAAAUGAGCUUCAUGGACAAACAUUCAACUAUGUUAGUGGUGUCCAUCGGAUUCUUUCGCUUAUGAAAGAAGCAUGGACAAAUAUGGCUCAGCAGAGAACACAACUGGUUGCAGAACUAAAUGAAAUCAUGAAUGAUAAUCUUUUAAAACUUAAAACAUGCAUGCAUGAUGCUUAUAUUACUCUUGACAAAGGUUUGUCUAAAGGUGCAGAGAAUUCCAGAUGUUUUUGCCAAGGACAUCUAUGGGAAAAAAUACACAAUGUAUCAGGCAGUGCUUUCCACACAAUAUUAAAGUGUGCUGUUGAAAAUAAUGGAGUCCACAGAUCAAACCAGGGGGAAGUAAUCAAUCUCAACUCAGUAUUGUCCACAUUUUUCAUCAGAAGCAUUCAAGAGGACUUCCGAAAGGCUUUCCCAAAUGAUGGAAAAUCGGGAAACUUUUAUGGAGCCCUCCAUGAAUUUUCACUGGGCACAACAGUACUGAUGCAAAAAUACAAAGAGCUCAACUUACAACUUACAUUUAUCAGAGCACAGGAAGAAAAAAUUAAGACAAGACUUAUUAAAAUCAUCAGAAACCGCAAGAAAAUGAUCUACGACAGUCUAACACAGACUGUGGAAGAAACUAUGCAAGAAUGUUACAAAAAAGCAGCAACCUUAAGCGGAAAAGGCAGUCUAGAAAAAAUGAGACAUGCACUUGAAACCUACGUUCAAGAAGUUAAGGAAACAAUGUUUGACUGUGCCAAAGAUAUUAUGUUGAGCCAGCUCCAAAACCUUAUGGAUGAUGUCCUAAACACAUUGAGUGUGAACCUGCAUAAAUCCAUUGAGCUGUCACUGAGAGAUGACAAGUCUAUUCCAGAUAUCUCACGUGAAUUUGAUGAAGUUACAAAACACUACAAUGAACUGAUGAUCAGUGCAGACGGAGAAGAUGAUCUACUUUUGUCAGACUCAGAUAUGGACCUGCCCUGAUGCUGACACCAAUGAGUACCUGAAUCUUAUGAAUUUAUGACCCUAAUGUUGCAUAUUUCAUAACAAGCAGUUACAUGAGAAUGAACACUUUUCAGACAACAACAAAGAAUGUCCUACAUCAGUACAUUUGUUACAUAUAGAUGCAUAACAAGGGAUUGGAGUGACAGUUUGAGAACUUUUUCAGUUUUAGUUCCUGCUCUAGGACAGCUUCCCAUUUAGACUACAAAUGAAACUGUGCUAUGGUAAUUGUGAAAUGUUUUUUAAUGUGUUGUGAAAUGUUGUGACUUUUUUUUUUUCUUCAUUCUCAAGACAAAUUUUAUUGACCCAUAAGGGAAAUUACUUGAACACAGUAGCUCAAUAAAUGAAUUAUGAUAAUUUCACUGU
Messenger RNA from Periophthalmus magnuspinnatus, 2934 nucleotides. Its product is annotated as nuclear GTPase SLIP-GC-like. NCBI's taxonomy places the organism in Eukaryota, Metazoa, Chordata, Actinopteri, Gobiiformes, Gobiidae. Gene Ontology annotation, molecular function: GTPase activity. Bases 1 to 2550 code for a protein of 849 amino acids. The record is from RefSeq and is a predicted model, not a curated record. The transcript is spliced from 21 exons.